This is a messenger RNA of Osmerus eperlanus (European smelt), 1326 nucleotides long. RefSeq names its product galanin receptor type 1. Gene Ontology annotation, molecular function: G protein-coupled photoreceptor activity. Gene Ontology annotation, cellular component: plasma membrane. NCBI's taxonomy places the organism in Eukaryota, Metazoa, Chordata, Actinopteri, Osmeriformes, Osmeridae. The record is from RefSeq and is a predicted model, not a curated record. Gene Ontology annotation, biological process: G protein-coupled receptor signaling pathway; phototransduction; cellular response to light stimulus. The transcript has 7 exons. The coding region runs from base 179 to 1084 and encodes 301 amino acids.
GCCGAUUACAUGAAAUGAAGCAAGAUAUUUUUAAUUGGUAUGAUAAAUAUGUUUUGACGUCAGUAGUUCAGUGCGUAUUAGCCCUUCCUCGUUAUCACUAGGCUACCUCUCCAAGCUUUUAUAUGAGACACUGGUCUUAUACACGUCGUAACUGUGGACUCAAACCACCAGUCUUGAAAUGAACAUCUCGGACCCGGAGCGCCCGUGGACUCGAGUGGAAUGGUCAGCACUGGUGGUGGUGCUGGGCCUGGAGCUGGUGAUGGGGGUGGUGGGAAACUGCAUUGUGUUGCUGAUCAAGAUCAUGUGCAGGGGCCAGUACCCUUGUAGAUACUGGGCCCCAUUCAUCAGCCUGACACUGUCUGACUUAGGCUCCUCACUCCUCAUAAUCUCUGGCUCGCUAGUGGCCAUUCUGACCCUGGAUCAAAGGUCACCGUGGUGCGAGAUGGUCAGCUUGCUGAAAUUUGCCUUUAUCACUUCCUCCAUAGGCAGUAUAGCGGUACUCUGUGUCCAGCGUGUCAUAGGCUUGGCCUCUACAGUAAGGGGAAUCUCCAUUGCCAUGGCGCUGGCCUGUCUCACUUCCUGGUUAACUGGAGUAGUGUUUGGGAGCAUCCCAGUUAUCUACGACUGGAUCAGGUAUGACCCAGCCGAGAUGCUCUGUGCAGUGUUCUGGGAGAGCAGCUACUCGGACAUGCUGGUCUACAUCCUGUGUGCGUUCUCCAUCUGCAUCUUCCUCCCGCUCACACUGAUGCUCCUCUGCUCUCUACUGACAGCUAGUGGCUGUGGGAGGAGCUGCGACAGUGAAGACCUGUCCUCGGUCACUCCCCUGGUGGUGGCAUCCUACCUUCUCUGCUACACUCCCUUCGCUGUGUCUGAGAUGAUUCUCCUGGGUAGGUUUGACCUUUCCCCAGCCCCUGAUUGGCUGAGGACUCUGUCAUCAGUGAUGUCAUACAUGGACUGUGGAUUGAAUCCUCUCAUCUAUUUUACAAAUCAGAACUUCAGGGAAGCAGGUCUAGCCCUGCUGUGGACCCAUAAAAAGUCAUUCUCUGACCCGGUUCUGACCAGCAUUGCAGGGUUAGACCUCUAGGCCCCGUCAUACAUCAGUUCCAGUACUGUGAGAGUUGUGACCCAAUUGAUUCAAAUACUAGGAUAAAUAAAGUAACAUAAAACAUAGCAAGUUCAUAGAAAGCAAUGGUUUAAUGUUGUUUAGUUUUCAAGUUUCAAGUUUUUAAUUUCAGUAUAGCACCAUGUAGGCUAUAAACCCACAUUAUUCCAUAACCAAUCAUGAGUUUGAAACUAUUAUAAACAUCUGUUAAUCAAUAAAGAUUG